AUGUCAGCCCUCCUGUCCUCAGGUGUUGAUGCUUGUAAGGGAGGAGAGCAGGCGCCGGGCUGGGAGGGAACCCAGACCGGCGCAAGCCGAUGCCGCCUGCACGUAGAGGCCAACGACGAGCGGUGGGAAUUUGAACCUUGCAGGAACCCGGAAGUGGGAGGCGCCGGGGCUACCCGGGCCCAUUCAAAAGGAGCGCCGGUGCGGACAGACGAGGCCGGCGUUGGCGGAGCCAAGAGUGACAGGUCCAGGAGCUGCGGGGCCAAGAGAGAUGGGUCCAGCAGUGGCAGUGGCGGCGGAGCCAAGGUAGACGGGUCCAGUGGUGGCAGCAGCGGCGGGGCUGAGAGAGACGGGUCCGACAGCAGCGGUGGCAGCGGCGGAGCCAAGGUAGACGGGUCCAGCGGUGGCAGCAGCGGCGGGGCUGAGAGAGACGGGUCCGACAGCAGCGGUGGCAGCGGCGGAGCCAAGGUAGACGGGUCCAGCGGCGGCAGCGUUGGCGGAGCCAAGAGUGACGGGUCCAGGAGUUGCGGGGCUGAGAGAGAUGGGUCCGACAGCGGCGGCAGCGGAGCCAAGGUAGACGGGUCCGGCGGCAGCGGUGGGGCCGAGAGAGAUGGGUCCGACAGCAGCGGUGGCGACGGCGGAGCCAAGGUAGACAGGUCUGGCGGUGGCAGCGUUGGCAGAGCCAAGAGUGACAGGUCCAGGAGCUGCGGGGCCAAGAGAGAUGGGUCCGACAGCGGUGGCGGCGGAGCCAAGGUAGACAGGUCCAGUGGCGGCGGCGGUGGCGGGGCUGAGAGAGACGGGUCCGACAGCGGCAGCGACGGAACCAAGGUAGAUGGGUCCGGUGGCGGCAGCAGCGGCGGAGCCGAGAGAGACGGGUCCGGCAGUGGCGGUGGCAGCGGAGCCGAAGUAGACGGGUCUGACGGCAGCGGAGGCGGCUGA
Molecule: messenger RNA, 936 nt
Organism: Gavialis gangeticus (Gharial)
Lineage: Eukaryota; Metazoa; Chordata; Crocodylia; Gavialidae
Product: keratin, type I cytoskeletal 9-like
Exons: 1
Coding region: 1-936 (311 amino acids)
Source: RefSeq, a predicted model, not a curated record